Messenger RNA from Dipodomys spectabilis (banner-tailed kangaroo rat), 3534 nucleotides. It is a transcript of the gene Sin3b, whose product is annotated as SIN3 transcription regulator family member B. Gene Ontology annotation, cellular component: chromatin. Gene Ontology annotation, biological process: negative regulation of transcription by RNA polymerase II. The record is from RefSeq and is a predicted model, not a curated record. NCBI's taxonomy places the organism in Eukaryota, Metazoa, Chordata, Mammalia, Rodentia, Heteromyidae. Gene Ontology annotation, molecular function: transcription corepressor activity.
GGCUCCGAGGCGGGGGCGCGGCGGCCGAGGCUCUCACUUCCAACAUGGCGCACGCAGGAGGUGGAAGCGGCUCCGCGGGCCGGGGACCGGGCGGCGCUCGCUGGGGUCGUCCGGGCCCCGGAGGCCACGAGAAGUUGCCGGUGCACGUGGAGGACGCGCUCACCUACCUGGACCAGGUGAAGAUCCGUUUCGGCAGCGACCCCGCCACCUACAACGGCUUCCUGGAGAUCAUGAAGGAGUUCAAGAGCCAGAGCAUUGAUACUCCUGGGGUCAUCCGACGUGUGUCUCAGCUCUUCCACGAGCAUCCUGACCUCAUCGUGGGAUUCAAUGCUUUCCUGCCUCUUGGGUACCGGAUAGACAUUCCCAAGAACGGCAAGGUGGACACUCAGUCCCCUGGGGGCCAGGAGAAUGCUCAUGGCGAAGGUGCGGCCGACUUCAAGCCGCAGGCCGCAGCGGCAGCAGCCUGCAAGGAGGAGCGGGGCCCGGGGCCCUUGGAGGCGGACUCGGUGGAGUUCAACAAUGCCAUCAGCUACGUGAACAAGAUUAAGACUCGCUUCCUGGACCACCCGGAGAUCUACCGCUCCUUCCUGGAGAUCCUGCACACCUACCAGAAGGAGCAGCUGCACUCCAAGGGCCGUCCGUUCCGCGGCAUGUCGGAGGAGGAGGUGUUCACCGAGGUGGCCAACCUCUUCCGUGGCCAGGAGGACCUGCUCUCCGAGUUUGGCCAGUUCCUGCCCGAGGCCAAGCGCUCCCUGUUCACAGGCAGCGGGGCGUGUGAGAUGAACAGUAUCCCGAAGAGUGAGCAGGAGAAGAGCCUGGAGCACAGCAAAAAGCGCUCUCGGCCCUCGCUCCUCCGUCCGGUGUCCGCGCCGGCCAAGAAGAAGAUGAAGCUCCGUGGAACCAAAGACCUGUCCCUCGCCGCCGUGGGCAAGUACGGCACGCUGCAGGAGUUCUCCUUCUUUGACAAGGUGCGCAGGGUUUUGAAGAGCCAGGAGGUGUACGAGAACUUUCUGCGCUGCAUUGCCCUCUUCAACCAGGAGCUGGUGUCGGGCUCUGAGCUCCUGCAACUCGUUAGCCCGUUUCUAGGGAAAUUUCCAGAACUCUUUGCACAGUUCAAGUCCUUCCUGGGGGUGAAAGAGCUGUCGUUUGCACCACCCAUGAGUGAGCGGUCUGGGGAUGGAAUCAGCCGAGAAAUCGACUACGCGUCCUGCAAGCGCAUUGGGUCCAGCUAUCGGGCGCUCCCCAAAACCUACCAGCAGCCAAGGUGCAGCGGGAGGACGGCCAUCUGCAAGGAGGUGCUGAACGACACCUGGGUGUCCUUCCCCUCCUGGUCUGAAGACUCGACCUUCGUUAGCUCUAAGAAGACGCCCUACGAGGAGCAGCUGCAUCGCUGUGAGGAUGAGCGCUUCGAGUUAGACGUGGUCCUGGAGACCAACCUGGCCACGAUCCGGGUGCUGGAGAGCGUGCAGAAGAAGCUGUCACGGAUGGCGCCUGAGGACCAGGAGAAGUUCCGGCUGGACGACGCACUGGGUGGCACAUCCGAGGUGAUCCAGCGGCGCGCCAUCCACCGCAUCUAUGGGGACAAGGCCCCCGAGAUCAUCGAGAGCCUCAAGAAGAACCCAGUCACAGCCGUCCCCGUUGUCCUGAAGAGGCUGAAGGCCAAGGAGGAGGAGUGGCGGGAGGCCCAGCAGGGCUUCAACAAGAUCUGGAGGGAGCAGUACGAGAAGGCGUACCUCAAGUCCCUGGACCACCAGGCUGUGAACUUCAAGCAGAACGACACCAAGGCCCUGCGCUCCAAGAGCCUGCUCAACGAGAUCGAGAGCGUCUACGAUGAGCACCAGGAGCAGCACUCGGAGGGGCGCAGUGCACCGGCCAGCGAGCCGCACCUCAUCUUCGUGUAUGAGGACCGGCAGGUGCUGGAGGACGCCGCGGCGCUGGUGGGCUACUACGUGAAGCGGCAGCCGGCCAUCCAGAAGGAGGACCAGGCCACCAUGCAGCAGCUGCUGCUCCGCUUCCUGCCCGGCCUCUUCUUCUCCCAGCACCCAGGGCCGGGGCCUGAGGAGCCGGGGCCCGAGCGCGAGGGGCCGGCGGGGCCCAGCGUAGAGCCGGCCGAGCUUGGGAAGCCCGUGGGGCCCGGGCCCGAGGAGGCGGCCCGGGAUGACGUGUACAGCCUGUUCUUUGCCAAUAACAACUGGUACUUCUUCCUGCGCCUGCACCACACGCUGUGCGCGCGGCUGCUCAAGAUCUACCGGCAGGCGCAGAAGCAGCUGCUGGAGUACAGGGCGGAGAAGGAGCGGGAGCAGCUGCUGUGCGCUGGCCGCAGGGAGAAGGGUGGCGACCCCGCCAUGGAGCUGCGUCUCAAGCAGCCCAGUGAGGUGGAGCUGGAGGAGUACUACCCCGCCUUCCUGGACAUGGUGCGGAGCCUGCUGGAGGGGAGCAUCGACCCCGCGCAGUAUGAGGACGCCUUGCGGGAGAUGUUCACCAUUCACGCCUACAUCGGCUUCACCAUGGACAAGCUGGUGCAGAACAUCGCCCGCCAGCUGCACCACCUGGUGAGCGACGACCUGUGCCUGAAGGUGGUGGAGCUCUACCUGAACGAGAAGAAGCGGGGCGCCGCUGGGGGCAACCUGUCCUCCCGCUGCGUGCGUGCGGCCCGGGAGACCAGCUACCAAUGGAAGGCCGAGCGCUGCAUGGCGGAUGAGAACUGCUUCAAGGUGAUGUUCCUGCAGCGCAAAGGACAGGUGAUCAUGACCAUCGAGCUCCUGGACACGGAGGAGGCCCAGACGGAGGACCCCGUGGAGGUGCAGCACCUGGCGCGCUACGUGGAGCAGUAUGUGGGUCCCGACGGCGCGGCCGGCCCGCCCGCCGCCGGCUUCCUGCUGAAGCCCGUGUUCCUGCAGAGGAACCUGAAGAAGUUCCGGCGCUGGCAGUGCGAGCAGGUGCGGGCGCUGCGCGGCGAGGCCAAGAGCUCCUGGAAGCGGCUGCUGGGCGUGGAGAGCGCGUGCGACGUGGCCUGCCGCUUCCGCCUGGGCUCGCACAAGAUGGUCUUCGUGGUCAACUCCGAGGACUACAUGUACCGCCGCGGCACGCUGGGCCGCGCGCGCCAGGUGCAGCCCCUGGUGCUGCGGCGGCACCACCGGCACUUCGCGCGCUGGCACGGGCGCUGGCUGGAGCAGCACGUGACGGCCGAGGCGGCCGGCCUGGUGCAGGACUGGCUCAUGGGCGAGGAGGACGAGGACAUGGUGCCCUGCAAGACGCUGUGCGAGACGGCGCUGGUGCACGGGCUGCCGGUGACCCGGUACCGCGUGCAGUACAGCCGCCGCCCGGCCUCGCCCUGAGCCCUCCCAGGCGUGAGGCGGGGCCCAGGGCCUUCCAGAAACAUCCUCCAACGCACAUAUUUAUUCCUUUACGCCCCCUAGCGCCCAGACGUGGGCCACGCCCCGCGGCUUCUGGGGUGAGACCCCGCGUGGACCUCGCCCCCGCCCUCCGCCUUGGGGGCCGCCACCGAGCCCCCCGCAUGCGCGCGCAGCCGUU